Messenger RNA from Hyaloperonospora brassicae, 237 nucleotides. Lineage: Eukaryota; Oomycota; Peronosporomycetes; Peronosporales; Peronosporaceae. The record is from the annotation of a GenBank genome assembly.
AUGAGAAACUCCGAUCCCGCGCUGUGCUGGCUCAGUGAUAGGAGUGGGGGUACACCAACCACGAAGCAGCCAUUGAAUCCCGAGGAGAGCGUGUUUGAGAUCAAACACUUCCGCGAGGACUACAAGACCACGGACCUGAUGGUAUCUGUGGCGUCCUUUACCCGUGAAGUGACGGUAGAGCAGAUUGCGACGCCAGACCUACUGGUGGCCGAGAUCCUCAAUGUCAUGCGCUUGUAA